This is a messenger RNA of Folsomia candida, 1562 nucleotides long. Its product is annotated as glutathione S-transferase 1. Gene Ontology annotation, molecular function: glutathione transferase activity. The coding region runs from base 578 to 1372 and encodes 264 amino acids. Lineage: Eukaryota; Metazoa; Arthropoda; Collembola; Entomobryomorpha; Isotomidae. The record is from RefSeq and is a predicted model, not a curated record. The transcript has 7 exons. Gene Ontology annotation, biological process: glutathione metabolic process.
CAAUUAAGUAGUGAAGUGAACCAUGAGACCGGGUGCAUGUACAUAUACAAAUAUGAACCAAACAUCUAAUCCCAAGUGAGAAAAAAAUGAACACACGUCUCAUUCACUCACAUUAUUGAAGCUUCAUACGGUAUAAGAAAAUUGGUAUAAACAUGACCAAUUUUAGCAUUUGCAUGCAACAUUUACAUUUCCCAACAUGCAUGAAACUAAGAUUUCAUAAUAUUUUUCUAAUAUUAAUCCUAAGUUGAUGUAUCCAAUGUUGUUCUGGAUUUGUUAUACAUGCAUUAUUACAUCGAACCCGAGGAAACAUUAUUGGGAAACCUUGAUCCCCGAUAGCAUGAUAUUUAUAGGCGUGUGUAGAAACUCGAAAUAGAAAUCUCUCAAUGAAAUAAUCUUGACCAAUAAUCCACCCACGACAAGUAUUAUUUUUAAAUCACAAUUUCCGUAUAAAUACUGGCCUCAACAAUCGACAAUAUUCCAGUGCAAAUCUUGUUCACAACCACGAAACAUACUUGUCAUCAAAUAACUGAAAAAUAUACAAAAACACUUAUCAUCGCCGUCGUCGUCACCCAGAAUUAUGGAGGAUCCAGAAAUUAGGUUGGUCUACUUUGACAUUCGAGGAUUCGGAGAACCUCUACGGUGGAUGCUGAAGAUUAAAGGGCAAAAAUUCGUGGACGAGCGUAUUCCUCUAGAUGCAUGGGCAAACCAGAGGAAGCGAAGUUCGGGUGGUCUCGCUGCGCCAAAAGAUCGCGAAGGGAAGAGAAAGUCUGCCGACAACUCUGCGACGUUAUUACGGUUCAAACGGUUUGUUGGACAACUUCCGUUGUUGUUUGUUGGCGAUGACUUUGUUUUGACUCAAACUCUGACCGUGAUGAGGUAUCUGGCACGGAGAUUUGGAUUCAACGGGGAAGAUGGAUUGGAAGAGGCGAGAGCUGAUGAGGUCGCGGAUCUUGUGUAUGACUUGCGACUACGAGCUUGUGACUACGAUGGGAUCGCUUAUAAAUCCGCAACUCCGGAUGUUUUGCGUCAUACAGUCUUUAGAGAUUUUAACAACGCUCCAGAGAGUAAAGCCAAGGAAAAAAUGAAGGAUGACUUCACGAACAUGUAUUUUCCAUUGUAUUUUUCAAAAUUUGCAUCCCUUCUGGAACAAAGUGGUGGUGAAUAUAUUGCUGGAAAGAGUCUCACAUACGCAGACUUGGUAAUUGUAAAUUUCAUCGAAGUCGUCGAGGACUUAAUUGACCCAAAUUGUUUGGCUGAGUUUCCAACUCUCAGGGCCCUCAAGGAGAAAAUAUUUGCAAUUCCAGAAAUUAUUGAGUGGAGAAGUGAGCAAAGGGCAGCCACGAUUGACUCUGGUUAUCCAGAAACCGGAUAAUAGUUGUUCUUACAUUAUCGUAGACUCAUAUGUAGACUGAAAUUCCAACAAAAUACGUAAAACUGAACUCCAUUCUUGUCGUUGUACGCAAUAACAGAACUUAUAAAUUAAUUUAUGAAGAAGUUAAACUGUUUUAAUUAGCAUCAACAUUAUAAUUAAUUACUAUAAAUAAACGUUUCCCUCCACAACA